Pseudopipra pipra is the source of this 2394-nucleotide messenger RNA. RefSeq names its product endosomal transmembrane epsin interactor 1 (gene ENTREP1). The transcript has 6 exons. Lineage: Eukaryota; Metazoa; Chordata; Aves; Passeriformes; Pipridae. The coding region runs from base 229 to 861 and encodes 210 amino acids. The record is from RefSeq and is a predicted model, not a curated record.
UGUAUUUAAAUGUCUUAAGCUUAUCCAUAAUACUGUUUUUCAGAUAAGAAGUACUUAUAAUGCAUGAAUCAUUGGCAUACCAAACUGUUCAAAUUCAAUUCUAUAAUCUUGUGUUUCCAGUCUUCUUUGUGGUCACAGGUUUAGUUUAAAAUAUAGGUUCUAUAUUAUGCAGGUAAAACUGUUGCAUAAAGCAGUUAAAAUUAAAAACUGGAGUUUUGUUUCUUUAAGAUGGAUAAGGAAAACAAGACUUGUUUCUGCUGUGAAGAAAUUAUUCUCACUAAAUGCACAGAAGUAGAGACUGUACUGAAGGCAUACUAUGUGAAGUCAUGUAGUUCUGCUCACCUUCUUCUCAAGAAAGUUUUCUUAGGUCUUUGUGCCCUGAAUGCUCUCACCACUACAGUUUGCUUGACAGCAGUUGCCCUGCGUUUCUGGCAGAUAUUUGAAUCAAGAAGAUCCUGCCUAGGUGAACUUCAGAUUGAAGACCAAGAUGACAGUUUGGAUCCUGAUGGUUUUGUCCCACUGGUGCCACCUCCCUCCUAUUUUGCCGCUUGUAAUUCUGGUCCUCCCCAAACAAGUCACAGGACACUUGGGCUUUCAUUGCCCCAUGCUUAUGCAACGCGAAUCAAUGGUGCUGAAGUGUUCUUCCGUCUGGAACCACCUCCUCCUUAUGAAGAUGUGCAGAGUUCCAACACCUCUGAGCAGGGAGGUGCAUUACAAAUAAAUGUAAUGAACUGUGUUGAUUUGGUGGAAGUGAGUGAAGGGCAGGACUCUCAAGGUGAUGGCACCUGCCCAGGAGGCCAUGUCAUUGAGAGUCCAUUUGUUACCUUUCAGCUGGUGUCCUGGAGAGCUGUGAGGACCUGACUACUUUCACCACAGAUGAAGAUCAGCUAGCAGAGAGAAGGAUCUAAGGAGCAGAACAUGAAUGGCCUCACAGUCUUAUUAGUGUUGUCUGGGAAACUGUACUUAAAGUACUGUUUAAAACUGGUUUCUGGUUAUUCCUGAGCAGAGCACUUCUGUCAGACAUAUACACACUGCACAGGAAAAUCAUGUCUGACAAGGGGUGGAAAAGUGUAUUAAUAAUCUUACUUACUUUUUUAAUACUCUGAUACACAGACAAAGCGUAUUAAGCAGAUUGCAAGCUGACCUUUAUUAAGCUCUCAGUUGCAUAGUGUGAUACGUUGCUGUCCUGUUGCAUCUCUUUGAAGUUUGGUAACAUGCAGUGUUUGGGUAUACAUCAUUCUUGUGGAAGGAGUUGUCAAAAGCAGUAUCAAAGAACUUUGCUUAUUAUCAGUACUUUUGUUUGUAUUAAAAACUCUAGUCACAAAAGUAGACUUCAAGAUACUACGUAAGUUAGUAAAAAAAAUUGUGUUCAGAAUUUUAAAAUUAUUCUUUAUAAAAGAUGGUGUUGGUUUGCAAACUGAAAAUAUAAAGAAGUGCUCUUUUGGCUCAGUGAACUUCUCACUUAAUGGCAGAAUAUUAUUCUUGUCUUACUGACACAACAAAAACCAAAACCAAACCUCCAAAGCCACAGGUGUUUUUCAGCACGAGGUGCUGGCUUGUUACCAUCCCAGUAAGAAAGGCGCUCUCUGUAUAGUCUCAUUUAAGAUGCUGUUUAUUAGAGCAGAUACUAUGACGAAAGAAGGUAGUAUAGAUAAUUUUAUAUCCCUUCAGAUGCUGGGAAUCCCAAAUUGUGCAGCAUUAAACAGGGAGCAACAAGUUGUAAAGAUCCCAUCCAUUUUACCCCAUAUUGAUCAUUUGAGGUAUUUCAAGGUUUUUCUAGAAGAAAACAAUUCCAUUCAUCAUUUCUACUGUCAAACUGAAGGACGUUCAUAUAAACGUUAAAUAAAAAGGGUGUUCACAUGGGACUUUACUGCUGCACUUGUAGACAAAGGUAUGGACACAUGUACUACUGAGUUAUUUGCCAUUUUGAGUACCACUGGAGCUGCUUUCAGGCUCCUUUCUUACAAUCAACAAGCUAAAUUUAUCCUGUGGCAAAGGAAUAUCCCUGAAGGUCCAGCUGUAGAAGCCGCACAGAGCAGCACAGCACAGGCCUAGCCCUACUCAGGUUAACGCACACAUGGAUCACCGACUCUUCCAUGUACUGUGUUCUUCAGGUCAGGAUUGCUGCCAUAUGCUUCUGAACUGAACAUUUAUUUAAACUGCAGUCCCAGCCCUGUUCUCAAACACUGUCAGUCCUUACAGUGCACCAGCAUCACCUCUUCAGCCUGCAAGGCAUUACAGGGUACUGGAACUGUGGUAGGGCCCGCUUGUGCGCUGUGUGGAUCAGUAAAACACUGAAGGGGAGAGAAAGAAAAAUGUCCCCUGUGAAUAAGGCAAAUCUGUGAAAUUUGUACCUGUACUGCUGAACUAAAGACUUAUGUUUAUCUACUGAAA